This is a messenger RNA of Marchantia polymorpha subsp. ruderalis, 1369 nucleotides long. Lineage: Eukaryota; Viridiplantae; Streptophyta; Marchantiopsida; Marchantiales; Marchantiaceae. The record is from the annotation of a GenBank genome assembly.
GAUUCGUAUGACUAAAGUCGGCCCAAUCCUAAGCGGAAGGUCUUUAAGAGAAUUCAGAUGAAGAGUAUAAAAUCCCAUUCAGAAGUUGCUUUGGAUAUCGUCAUCGAUCAUUGAACUCCUUCGAUCUCUCCUGUUCUCUUCAGCUUGUGAGACACAAAGCGCUGAUCAAUAAUCUGGUGAAAUGGAUCGUCGGCUGCUGAGUUUGGUCUUGAGUUCAUGGCUGGUGUUUGCUACCCUCCUCAGCAGCCAUUGCCAUGCUACUAGAGAUCUUGUAAAUGAGGUCGAGCCACGCCUGGAAUUGGUAAGCGAGGGCCAGCUUGAGCGUCAUGAAAUGUCUGGGGAAGCUUACUACGUCCACAAUUUGGGUGACGAGGCUUCAGAUUAUGUGAACCCUCACAACAGCGCCAGGAGAGUUCUGAAUGCCAACAUUCCAGACCUGACCUGGAGCUCAACUCUGGCCAAUUAUGCAAAAAACUGGGCUCAAACACGAGCCAAUGCCGGCUGUAACCUGAUCCAUUCUGGUGGAAGCUAUGGUGAGAACAUCUACUGGUCAAGCUGGCAGAGCGUCCCUGGUGAUGCUGUGAAGUCGUGGGUUGAUGAGAAGCAGUAUUACAAUUACAACUCCAACUCCUGCGCCAGUGGCCAAGUUUGUGGACACUACACUCAGGUGGUCUGGAGGAACACACAGAGGGUGGGUUGCGGGUCAGCUACCUGCGCCGCUGGUGGCAAGUUUGUCGUCUGCAGCUACGACCCUCCGGGUAACUACAUCGGCCAAAAGCCCUACUAGGGGCCUCGGCGAAAUCUAUCGGGCCAGUGCCAGUCACCUUCCAUGAAUAAAAGCAUGUCGAAGCAGAGCCUUGCCUGCGGCAAACUGCGUAUAUUUAUAUAGAUACGGACCCACGCCGUGCACCUGAGGCCACUCGAUCCUUGACUCACAGAGCUCAUCAAUUUAGUCAAGGCGUCGAGAGUUGGUUCUGUUUCUCGUAUCCGACUCGACAUGCAUAAGAGAAACAUAUCUGGAAUAGGCGAGUCCACUCAAGAUGCACUCAGAUCUAGAAGUCACGUGGCUUAACAGACAUUCAUGCAAUCGGUCGGUUGAGUUCUCUUGUUAGCUGGACACCGUGUGGAGAUUUCUUGACGGAAUGUCAAUACAUAUAUUGAUGUAAAUAUCCGGACUUAUAAAGGGCUCUCGGCGAUGUUCUAAGCAUGAGCUGCCAUCACUUCAUAUCCGGGCUGACUCGGAAGAAUGAAUGCAUGAGAGUCAGAGUAUGUCCCUUCCACUUUGUGAUGUAUGCUUUCUGUAGAAAUAAAAUGUGUACUGCUUAUGCUCUGUACCCAACAUCGGCCGAUGCAAGCGUUGAAUGCACAG